AUGCUCCCGGAAGCCAAGAGUUUGCUCCAAACUAUCGUUUCAAGAAAGGGGAAAGAGUCAGCUUCUGUUGUUUUUGCAACAAUUCUUGCAACCAAAGGUACCCAAAGAUCUGAUCUUUAUGUUUUCGAUGGCCUUAUCAGUGCUUAUCUAGAAUCAGAUUUUGUAUCCGAUGCUAUUCAAUGUUUUAGGUUGUCUAAAAAGCAUAAAAUCCGGGUUGCAUUUGAUGCUUGUAAAAAUAUUCUUGAACAUUUAAUGAAAUUGAAGUCUUUCAAGUUGGCUUGGGAAUUUCAUAAGGAGAUUUUGGAAUGUGGAUAUCCUGCAAGUUUGUAUUUUUUCAAUAUUUUGAUGCACAAAUUUUGCAAAGAAGGGGAAAUGAGGGUAGCGCAGUCGAUUUUUGAUGAAAUCAGGAAAUGGGGUUUGAGGCCCAGUGUUGUUAGUUUCAAUACUUUGAUGAAUGGAUACGUGAGGUUGGGUGAUUUGGAUGAGGGGUUCAGGCUGAACAAUGCAAUGGAGGGGAGUGGCGUUCUUCCUGAUGUUUAUACUUACAGUAUCUUGAUUAAUGGGUUGUGUAGGGAAAACAGAAUGGAUGAUGCAAAUGAGUUGUUCAACGAAAUGUUUGGCAAAGGAUUGGUUCCGAAUGAUGUUACUUUCACUACAUUGAUUAAUGGGCAUUGCAAGAAUGGGAGGAUUGAUGUGGCCAUGGAAAUUUAUCAGCAAAUGUUGGGACAAGGCUUGGAACCCGACUUGAUCACGUAUAAUACGCUUAUCGAUGGGCUUUGCAAGAACGAUGAUUUGACGGAAGCAUGGGACCUUGUUGAUCAGAUGACUCGGAAGGGUUUGAAGCCUGACAAAAUAACAUACACUACUCUUAUUGAUGGAUAUUGUAAGGAGGGAAAUUUGGAAAAGGCGUUUGAGAUUAGGGAAGAAAUGAUUAAGGAAAGUAUUGCGCUUGAUAAUGUGGCUUACACAGCCAUUAUUUCUGGUUUAUGUCGGGAAGGGCAAGUGGUUGAUGCAGAAAGAAUGUUGAGAGAAAUGGUGACUGUUGGUUUGAGCCCUAAUGAUGCAACAUAUACAAUGAUCAUAGAUGGGCUUUGUAGGAAAGGUGAUGUGAGAAAAGGUUUCAAGUUGCUUAAGGAGAUGCAGAGUGAUGGACAUAAACCAGGAGUUGUCACUUAUAACGUGCUUAUGAAUGGUUAUUGCAAACAAGGACAGAUGAAAAAUGCGGAUAUGCUCCUAAAUGCAAUGCUGAAUCUAGGAAUUUUUCCUGAUGACAUUACAUAUAACAUCCUACUGGAAGGGCACUGUACAUAUGGAAACCGAGAGGAUGUUGAUAAGCUGCGUAGCGCAAAAGGUCUUGUUCUUGACUAUGCUUCAUAUACUUCACUUGUUGGGAGCUUAAGCAAACAAUUUCGACACCGUUUCGGGAGAUGA
Messenger RNA from Fraxinus pennsylvanica, 1431 nucleotides. Lineage: Eukaryota; Viridiplantae; Streptophyta; Magnoliopsida; Lamiales; Oleaceae. The record is from the annotation of a GenBank genome assembly.